Anarrhichthys ocellatus (wolf-eel) is the source of this 6552-nucleotide messenger RNA. It is a transcript of the gene dnmt3bb.1, whose product is annotated as DNA (cytosine-5-)-methyltransferase 3 beta, duplicate b.1. Lineage: Eukaryota; Metazoa; Chordata; Actinopteri; Perciformes; Anarhichadidae. The transcript has 21 exons. Gene Ontology annotation, biological process: negative regulation of transcription by RNA polymerase II. Gene Ontology annotation, molecular function: DNA binding; DNA (cytosine-5-)-methyltransferase activity, acting on CpG substrates. The coding region runs from base 1100 to 3646 and encodes 848 amino acids. The record is from RefSeq and is a predicted model, not a curated record. Gene Ontology annotation, cellular component: nucleus.
GAGAUUUUCUCAAUCUGGCUUUGAGUUUGUCUUUAGGACUGCAACUAAUUCACAACUUAUUUUUAUUUGAUUUAGUGUAGAAAAUACUACAAUAUCCCAAUUUCCUAGAGUCCAAAAUCAUUUUUGAGGCUGUACACUGCAAAAAAAAAGUUAGUGAGAUAAUAUUUUGAAUUGGGUUAACUUGUGCUGACUACACAAGAAUGAAUUGAACAUACAGGUAGGUGGUUGUACUUAUUUUCUCCUGCACAAUCACUUUCUCUUUCCCCUCUAAGAGUUUUCUUUUUUUUGUUUUUACAUUUGAAUUUUUCCUUGUUAUUGUGGGAUUCGUUUCUAUGGAUUUCCAGGCAGAUUAACGUGAGUAAAACUAAAACUGACAGUCUGCUGGCUACCUGAGGUCUGCAGGUCUCUCUGUCCAGGCUUGUUUGACAAAGGUAUUGACACUGUCACCUCCUUGAAAUUUAAACUAUAACACACACACACACACACACACACACACACACACACACUUAUAUUCAAAUCAAAAUAUGCAUUCCUGUACAGCAGCGUGGAGGCUCCAAAGAAUGUGCAGUCACACAAUGAAAAGAUGAAUGCAGAAGUACUGCAUACAUAAUGCGUGUACAACGCAUACACUGUCACUUAUUUUGUUCACUUGCACACACACACACACACACACACACAUUCAGACAGGCUUGUGUAUCUGUUUAUCUCAGGAUUGUAUGGGCAUGUCAGAUCUGCUCCAACUCACUCACGGAGAACAGGAGAGGCCAGCAUCAUCCUCUCCUCUUCCAGUCUUUCUCUUUCUGUUUGAGCCUCGGCCUCUCCAUUUUUUCAGUCACACAGCUGUAUUUCUGGUCAUUAAUUACUGGCCAUUAGAGAUAAUUUAACGAACAUUUUAUGUCGUUGUAUAGUGAAACAUUCAGGAGAUGAAAAUAUAAUUUUUUGUUUAAGUUGAAUUGGUUUCAUUGAGAAAAUUCUGAAUGGAUUUACAAGAAAGCUCUCAGAUUUUGACUGCAAGCACAGAAGCUGACAGAUGAUUUUCAAAAAGAGCAACAGAGAAGCAGACAAACAUUUAAUGACGAUGCUGUGAUAUUGACUGUUGAUGAUCCACAACACCAGGUCAUUAGUCCUGUUUUAUUUUCUGACUGUUUCCUUGUUUUGUGUUUCGUCCAGGUUUGAAAAAGAGUCAGCACAGCCUCUGGACCAGCCGACUGCAACAGCGAUGCCUUCCAACAAAUACUCUGCUGCUAUCAUGGAUGAUAGCAACAACAUGACAGCCACGGCGCCGGUGAACGGAGGCAAGCCUCCCGCUAAAGGCCUAUCAGAGAACGACAGUGGCGUGGAGCUGACCAAUGAGAACAGCCCUCUGACCGCGGCUGAACCGCCCUCCCCCUUCAGCCCCAAGCAGAACGGAGACGCCGCCUCACCUCAAGAUGGUAACCAAGGUUCAGGGGGAAGUAGGAAGAGGAGCAGGAAGAAGUCUGAGGAGGAGGAAACUACCUGGGACUCCGACAGCGAGGACAAAACUUCAGGAGCGUCUCAGCUGGGUUUGAGACAGACGCCUCGACCCAGAACCAUCUUUCAGGCCGGUCUGAUACCGCGCACACACAACAAACCUCGCAGACAGAACCGCAAACCGGAGCACAGCAUGUUACUGUGUGCUGGUCGCGGUGGUCCUCGGGUGGCUGCGGUUACGUCCGGCGGAGUCCCAGAGGCUCCCCGUCCCGAGCUGAUGGAACAAGACUCCAAGGACUCGGCCCAGAGUAUCAGCACCUCAUCCAGCUCUGAGAUCCAGCCGGAGUACAAUGACAACAAGGGUUUUGGCAUUGGUGAGCUGGUGUGGGGAAAGAUCAAGGGCUUUUCCUGGUGGCCCGGCAUCGUGGUGACGUGGCGCGCCACUGGCAAACGGCAGGCCAGCAACGGCAUGAGGUGGCUGCAGUGGUUUGGAGAUGGAAAGUUCUCUGAGGUUUCAGCAGACAAACUGGACUCCAUCACUGCCUUCCCCAAGUUCUUCAGCCAGGCCUCCUACACCAAACUGGCCUCCUACCGCAGAGCUAUCUUCCAAGCACUGGAGAUGUCCAGUGUCCGGGCGGAGAAGAAGUUUCCUCCCUGCGAGUCGGACAUUCUAGAUGACCAGGUCAAACCCAUGCUGGAGUGGGCCAACGGCGGCUUCCUGCCCAAAGGAGAGGAGGGGCUCAAACCUACACACACUGCCGACAGUAACCCUCUGGACCACCAGGUCCUCGAUGUUUCCCUGCCAGAAUAUUUCCCCAGCGCCAAGCGGCCCAGAGUCAGCCUCUGUAAGAACAAGGCCGCCCCCGAGGAGUCCUACAGCAGAGAACAAAUGGUGAAUGAAGUUCUGAAGAAUAAAAGAAGUAUAGAAGAUUUCUGUCUCUCUUGUGGAAAGAUGAGAGCAGCAACCUUCCACCCACUGUUUGAAGGAGGCCUGUGCCAAACAUGCAAGGACGUGUACCUGGAGAUGUCCUACAUGUAUGACGAUGACGGUUACCAGUCCUACUGCACCGUUUGCUGCGGAGGUCGAGAGGUUUUGCUCUGCGGCAACGCCAACUGCUGCAGGUGUUUCUGUGUGGACUGUCUGGACAUCCUGGUGGAUCCCGGAGCGUCUAACAGCGCUCGCUAUCUGGACCCGUGGCGAUGCUACAUGUGCCAGCCGCUGCUGCAGUACGGCAUCCUGAAGCGACGGCACGACUGGAGCAUCAAGCUGCAGGUUUUCUUCACCAGCGACAAUGGACAGGAGUUUGAGAAACCAAAGAUUUUCCCAGCAAUCCCUGCAGAGCAGAGACGACCAAUCAGAGUCCUCUCCCUGUUUGACGGCAUUGCCACUGGCUACCUGGUUUUAAGGGACCUGGGUUUUAAGGUGGACCAGUAUGUGGCGUCAGAAGUGUGCGAGGAAUCCAUCUCAGUGGGUGUUGUCAGACAUGAAGGAAAGAUCCAUUACGUCCAUGAUGUCAGGAACAUCACCAAGAAAAACCUUCUCGACUGGGGUCCAUUUGACCUGGUGAUAGGAGGAAGUCCCUGCAACGACCUGUCAAUCGUCAAUCCUGCCAGGAAAGGGCUCUAUGAAGGCACAGGGAGGCUGUUCUUCGAGUUUUACCGUCUGCUGAGCGAGGCCAAACCCAAAGAAGGAGAAGACAGGCCGUUCUUCUGGAUGUUCGAGAACGUGGUCGCCAUGGGCGUCAAUGACAGGAGGGACAUCUCACGAUUCCUAGAGUGUAACCCUGUGAUGAUUGAUGCUAUUGAGGUCUCUGCUGCUCACCGGGCCCGAUACUUCUGGGGAAACCUGCCGGGCAUGAACAGGCGUCUGUGUGCCUCUGGGAUGGACAAGCUGGAGCUGCAGGAUUGUCUGGAUCACGGCAGAGUUGCAAAGUUUGGGAAGGUGCGCACCAUCACUACCCGCUCCAACUCCAUCAAACAAGGGAAGGAUCAACACUUCCCUGUGCUGAUGAACGGGAAAGAGGACAUACUUUGGUGCACUGAGCUGGAGAGGAUCUUUGGCUUCCCUGUCCACUACACAGACGUGUCCAACAUGGGUCGCGGUGCCAGACAGAGGCUCCUGGGCCGGUCCUGGAGCGUCCCCGUCAUCAGGCAUCUGUUCGCUCCACUGAAAGACUACUUCGCUUGUGAAUAGACGCCAGCCAUCAUCAGCAAAGAGAAGCCAUUUACACACACCAGCUUUUCCAUUGUGAUACUAACUCCGAGGAACAUCGGCCGCCCGCCACAUUUUGUGAAGAGCCGGAAAUUUCUCUCCACUCUUGCAGGAGAAUAACAAGUUUCAUUUCAAAUCAGUGUAGCUGGAAAAUAGUGAGAAUAGCUGUUUUUGUGUCCAGCCCUCCUGGUGAUAAUGCACUGCAGCCUUAAACACACAUAACACACUAACACAGAGAUAAACAAAUAAAGCAUAGGCUGUGAUUCUGCCCAUAGUAUCACUGAUUAUAUCAUCCAUAACCGAGGCCAGGAGAGUGCUUUUGUCUCUGGAGGUUCAGCUGAGUUUAAAGGGAAAGAUGGCGAAACCUGACUUACCUGUUUUGUUGAUUCAGAUUAGACCGUACAGGGAUCUGAACAGGAUUUUCUUUCGUUUGAAAUGCCCUUAGAAGGUAUUGCUUUUAAGUUGACAACACUUAGUAGUUGUAGAAAAGAGAGAACAACACACAACCAAAGGUACAGCUUUUUACUGCGCUGUAUCAAACUUUUUUUGUAGGAUGUGUCAAAAUUUCAGAGGAUGUUUAUGCCUCCAUUUAGCUGAUGAUUAAAAUGUGUGACAACAGGCUGGUAAUAAAAAAAACACUUGAACCAAAGUCAUUAGAUGGACAUAUUUGGGCCUACAUGCUGUUCCACUAGAAUCCGGCCUGAAUGUAUUUUCUCAAAAAAAGGGGUUUGUCUAGAAAUUAUAUUGGGGCUAUCUGUCCAAAUUCUAAGAUAAUAAAUAUCCACAACUGUACUGAAUUAUUAAAAAUAAAUUGAUAAAUAAAACAGAAACAGCAUUCAACAAAAACAUAUCCUGUUAGUCUAAGCCACACAGGUACUGUGAAAGCAUUGUGGUUGUUCAAUGCUAAGAAAAUAAUCUUUUUAACUUCGUUAAAAUUACAACAUAUUUAGAUUUGAAUAUGGAAAGAAAAAAAGUGCUCCGUAGGAAAUUACAUUCAGCAAUGGAAGCUCGUGCACUGCAGGCUAACCUGGAGAUGAAGCAGGGUUUGUCUUUAUAUUUAGUUCAUAUUCAUAGUUUUGUUGUUGUUAAUUGUUGUAAAGAAAAAUACUAUAGUUUAGCUUGUUGUAUUUUACUUUGAGAUGACUUCAUAUGAGCAAAAAAAACGGAAAAAAAAUGUUUAUCAAAGAUUAUAUUAAAAUGUUUUUGUAUAGAUGGUGUAAAACUUGAAACAAGCCGAUGCAAAAACACAGAUCUAGAGAUUGUCUUUUGGGGACCAUUCCAGACAGCUAAGAAUUAACGAGUGAUGCCAUUUAUCCUGCUGCAGAAGUUUAGAUUUUAUCGUGAAAAAAAAAUACCAUUGUUUUAGCUCACUGUAAUGGCUGGAUGUCAGUGAUGUCAGCUACAUGUGAGUGAACCUGGUUCAAAGACGUUAACUUGAAUCCAGGAAAGAACGAGUGUCACUGUGCGUAAAUGUGGUUUUAAAAAGCAAAAAGGUGGGAAACACUGGCCAACACGCAAUAUUUCUUGUAAACUACCACUGACUAAUCUUGUUUUAUAUGCGUUUUUUUAAGUUUCCCAAACAUUUGACAAGAUCAAAAAUCAUCUCUAUAAUGCUGGUUGAUGCUCUGCUUUGUUCUGUGUGGUGCACAUGCUUUGGUAUACAGUAUGUAUCAGUAAUUACAAGUAGCCUAACUGUCUGAUGUGGUGCACAUUUGUUGCCAGAAGAACUGUUUUCCUGUGAGACUUCAAACACAGUUAUUGCAAUAAUGUUUUUUAAUACUACUUAAUAAUUUUACACAUUGCCAUUUUUUGCCUGAAAUGACAUGUCAUUCUGUAUGCUUAAGCUUUAGCAUGUUCACCAGACAGAGGGAUUUACUGAACAGUUUAUUUUGGUGCCAAUUCUCUUGAUGUGAACUAACUAAACUCACAAAAAAUUGGUAUAUUCCUUUGAACUAUCUUUUUGUUUUGUUUUGAUAACUGGAGGAAUUUUUCGAUGUUGUCGACUGUCACCAAAUCCUACUAAAUGGGCAUUACCUCAGACAAAGGGGCAACUGUACAUCACUCCUCCUGUAGGACCUCUUUUCUGUGAAUAUACACUGUAGCUUUAUGCUCCAAUAUGCCCUGUCUAUAUAUAGCUUGUAUUUUUUCACUGGAACUUUAAUUUUUACACAAUGUUUUGAGUACUGUAUUGAUAGAAAGGUUUACAAGUGUUUUAACUCUCUUGUUUGACCAAGAACUACUUUUUUUUAACACAAAAUGCACAAGCCUUCUUUUUUUUCUUCCAUGUUUAAAUGACCAGUUCAUUAAGAAAUUUAUAACUCUUAUAUGGUGCUCAAAAUACCCCUUAAAGUGCCACCAGGAGCCUCUUUAGUCUGAUUUUUGAGUCCUUUAAAAAAACCAAAAAGUAAUUGUUUACAUUCUUAAUUAAUACUGCUGAGUUUGUUGAAUGUUUUGCUUGAGAACAGUACGCAAAAAAAAAACUGUCACAUACAGUAUAUAUUAACAGUAUAGAGCUUUCGUUAAAUGUGUAAUGUCCUAGCACAUUAUAGAGCAUUUUAAUCAAUAGGUUUUUGAUAUGUGUUAUGUUAGAUGUAAAACAAUUUGAGUACAUUUGUAGGCUUGCGUGUGAAUAUCAGAAGUUUCUAAUUUUUUGUACUACAACCUUUUAGUGCGAUAUAUUUUAUCAGGAUUCCAUUUGAGGAUUUUCUUUUAUUUUGCUGAAAGCUUUUUUUAUGGAUCUAAAGUGCAAAAGCAUUUCAAAAGAACAGAUUCUGUGCUAUUUUUAUACUUCUUUUGAUUAGUGGAAAAGCAUUGAUGCAUUUUGUUAUGUUUAUGUACUUCCUACAGCAACCUUUAUAUCAUUUUUACUCAAUAAAAAACUAAAAAAC